AAACUAGUGGGACUCAUAGCAUGAAUGGAAUAAUGUGUUUUAUAGGUGCUGUGGGCAGAUAAUUCCUGUAUAGGAAGCUUUAUACUGUCUAAUUAUGCCUGUAUUCCUGAAGCAGUAAUGCUUUAAUUAUAAUUAAAGCAAUACAACUUUUGUUUAGACAAGCCAUUAGCUUUGUUAUGCGUUAUCUGACUAUAACAAUGAACUGCAGUUUUCUUUGUACUAUGUAAAAUAGGGUGUUCCCCCCACACACACACUCCUGUGGACCCAGGUGCCCUUUGAGUAUUUUUAACUUCACUGUCCAUCAACAGGAGCUGUGACAACCUGUAACACUGUUUGCUGAGGUUAAGUAAAUAUUUUGUUGGCAGACGGGAAUGGAAAUGCUUUGUUAAUAACAACCCCCAAACACACCAUAAUUUCAUAAUCUUAAAAUCUCUAUGCCAGAGGUAAAUAACUGCCAGUCAUUUUCUUAGUGCAUCUCUAACCAAUUCAGACUUUGUUGUUUAAGCUCUCUUCGUGAAGCCUGCAAUUUGGAGGCGUAUUUAUGCUAAGGCCUUUCUGCGUUACUCUGACAGUGUAAAAUGGCACCAGAGUUGCUGUAGGGUGUUGACUUCAUCUCAUGUGGAAUAAUCUAGACUGAGUGAAAAUACAGAUUUGAAGUGAAGCAUCCAUUUCUGGCUCUCUGGCACACUCGUUCCAGUUCCUGCGUUUACAAGUGGGGUUACUUAGUGUUACUCUGUUCUCAAUAAUUUUAUGCAUAUUCAGCUUGUGCCUGUACGUAAGACUUGAAAGAACCCUUUACCAGCGCCUGGUACAGAAGCCUUGAUGUGACUGCAUUCAGGCCCGUUGUAGUAAUUUAGCAGGCUGUUAUUCCAGAAGACCUGUAGGCUUUUUUUGAUACAAAAGGACAGUCCCACUGGUCAGUGAAAUAAUCACUUUUUAUGCUGGGUUGGUCUUUUGAGACGCUCUUUUCUUUUUGUUUAUAUAUGCCUGGCCCUGCCAGGAGCCAGGCUUGUUCCAAGCCUGGUUAGAAACGCAGCAAGUUAGAGCAGACAAUACCCAAAGGGAGACAGAUGGAGUGACUGAGCCGUGUUCUGGGGAAGCGGUUGGCGGUGACUGCUGGGACUCCGUUGUCCGUGGGGUGGAGACGCAGCGGUGACGUGUCAGGGCCUGGAACGGAAAGGUGGCCUUCUUCACAAACCCAGAAUGACUGGAGAGAAGCUGCUUUGGUUGACAGUCCAUAUUCCUGCCUGUUUGUUAAAAGGUAACAGCACUUCGAAUCCGGGCACUUAAGAUACGUGGGCUGGGCCUGAGUCCACUCUGCACUUUUGAGGUAGAUCUGGGGCAUACCACCUCUCCUUCCCAACUCCAGGGAGUCAUGGAGGACAAACGCAACAUCCCCAUCAUCGAGUGGGAGCACCUGGACAAGAGGAAGUUCUACGUGUUUGGGAUUUGCAUGACUAUGAUGAUCCGGGUGAGCGUUUACCCUUUCACACUCAUCCGGACACGGUUGCAGGUUCAGAAGGGCAAGAGCCUCUACAACGGGACCUUUGAUGCCUUUGUGAAAAUCCUGCGGACAGAAGGGACGGCUGGGCUCUACCGUGGCUUUUUGGUCAACACUUUCACCCUGAUCUCUGGCCAGUGCUACGUGACAACGUACGAGCUCACUCGAAAGUAUGUGUCACGGUACAACAACAACAACGCUGUGAAGUCUCUGGUGGCAGGUGGCUCAGCCUCCCUGGUGGCCCAGAGCAUCACGGUACCCAUCGAUGUGGUCUCCCAGCACCUCAUGAUGCAGAGGAAGGGGGAAAGCAUGGGCAGGUUCAAGGUGCAGAACCAAGACGGCAAGCGGAUGUUGGUCUUUGGCCAAACCAAGGACAUCAUUGUACAGAUCUUCAAGGCUGAUGGCUUCAGAGGCUUCUAUAGGGGCUAUGUGGCCUCGCUGCUCACCUAUAUUCCCAACAGUGCAGUUUGGUGGCCCUUCUACCACUUCUAUGCCGAACAGCUUUCUAGCUUGACUCCUAAAGACUGUCCCCAUCUCCUCCUGCAAGCUAUAUCAGGGCCACUUGCAGCUGCUACAGCUUCCACGCUCACCAACCCCAUGGAUGUCAUCAGGGCUCGGGUGCAGGUGGAAGGCAAGAGCUCCAUCAUCCUCACCUUCAAACAGCUCAUGGCAGAGGAAGGUCCCUGGGGCCUGACGAAAGGCCUCUCUGCCCGCAUCAUCUCAGCCACUCCCUCCACCAUCGUCAUCGUGGUGGGAUAUGAAACUCUGAAGAAGCUGAGCCUCCGCCCGGAGCUGGUGGAUUCGAGACACUGGUAGAGGCAGCUAGUGGGAGAGAAACCUUCUUUUGAACCUUCUGGAUUUGGACCGUCGCGGUUGAAAGCUCAGGAGGAGAGGCAGCUGGAGUCUCCUUUGUCUCUAGCUAACAGGGAGCAGGUUUCACAGUACAAGGCAGAAGCAAGAGCAACAGCAAUUCACCUCUUUAGAUCUGAUUGCAGUACAAUGCUCUGCUGCUGUUUCUGGUUAAAAUCAUCAAAAAUGUGACCUUUGGCAGUGCUCUUUGCCUGUGACAGUUCCCUCAAGAGCAGCCAGGUGUGUGAAUGAAUCCUGGCAAGUUCUUAAUUCCCUUUUUUUUUUAAAUUAAAGAUUUACCAGUUGGAGCAAAAGCCAGCUCAUUCUUUAAAUUAUUUUAGUUUGCCAAACUUCUGAGCAGGGCCAUCUAACAGACUGCAGCAGAGCCCUCUGGUGGGUUGUGUGCUGAUUGCAAUUGUACUGUGGGAAGGUGGAAAAAUAGUAUAGACAAGUAAAUGUUCCCAAUCGUCCACUUUUAUUUCUAGAAGAUGUGAGAAGACAGUAACCUGGAGCCACUUAAGACCUUAUGUACUGCCUUUGGAAUAGCUCUGUACAUACCUUUUUUUGUACAUUCUUGGAAAAUGUUUCCUAUCUCUCAUCCUUCAAACAGCAAACCAGCUGUUAGGCAAGUUAAGAAUCGUGUUGGCUGUCUGUAAUUAGUUGAUGGUAAUUUUGACACCUAACCUAUGUUUUUAAUCUGUUGUUAUUUAACUUUUUUUUUUAUUCCAGGGAAGCUUAUUCUGAUUUGUGGGGGACUGAGUGGUUCUGUGGCCUUGUUCAAUGUGAGUGUCAAUACUGCAUGUUCAGGGGAAAUGGAGGCUGCUGCUGCUUCCCACCUUCAGUCGGUUUAAGCACAAACAAGUCCAGAGCGUGGGGGAAGCGUGCCAGGUUGCUGUGCUGCUGGCAGCCAAGCUGGCAGCUGACCAUGAUUUGAGCCACAACUGGGUAUGAGGUGGGGAAGAAAAAAGCUUCUACUGGCUUUUGAUCCAGUCCAAACCUAAUUGGCAUGUUCAUAUUGAAUAAGAAAUAAUGGUUCGCUACUACAGUGUAAGUUUAAAUCCUGCUUAUCCUGUUUGGGAAGGGCAAGGACAAUCCUUUACACACUCUCGCUGGAUCAAAAUCUUAAGCUAUGGGGUGUUUCUUACCAGGUGAAAACUCACAGUCAAGUUGUGAAGCGAGAGACUGCUCUUUGCGGAGGAGGAAAGAAGGGAUUGCUAGUCUCAAUAUUUGAGAUGAGCAUCUUGUGAUGCCGGCCCGCACGUGGUUAGCUGUGUGUCUGACAGGUGAGAGAGACACUUCCAGAGAAGUGGCAUGUGUAGCUGAGACAGAAAAGUUACUGCCUCUGUUCAUCUCGCUGUGGUAACAAGGGAUUCGUGGUUGUAGGGUUGAUCCUGCUAAACUGUGGCUGCUGCCAGUCUCUCAGCUGCCUUUUCACCUUGGACUAAGUGCGGCUCUUGCCGUUAGGCCCCUGUGCAGAGACUGGACGUGCCACAGCGUCUGUUGCGGGUGGAAUAAGUCCAGACAGUUGCUGCUGAAGUCAGGGAGUGACUUUUAUGUUCAAGGGCAGAACUUGGUCUUAAGGCUCAGCACCACCUCCUAAAUAGGGUUGCAGAGGAGUGUUCAAAGGGGUUUUUUAAUCCCGCUUUUAACUGUUUUCUGCAGCGUUAAGUAGGAUGAUGUAUGCCUGAGCCAGUGGCAGAGCUGUUGAAGCAGCGUGUUCUGCAAGCUGCUCUUCUGUUGGAUUUGUUUGUUGUUUAAAAGGCUCUUCCGUUUAAAUCGGCUCAUUCUGUAAUAGCCGAUUCUGCUGUAAAGAUUAUGAAGUGGAAUAGCAGCGUCACAAAAUCGCAAGGAAGCGUCCCGAGUGUGUAGUAGCCCUGGUCUUGUGCAGAGGCAGUAGUGAUACCGGUAUUAACAAAAAUAAGAAGAGGAAUCGGCAUUUGACGGCUACCAACAGGGUAGUUCUCAGUGUGCGUCAGGGCAAGUGGCAGACACCGCAACUUUAGGGAGACAGUCUCGAGCUUAAUAUUUUUCUCUUAACCAGAGAAGUUCUGCUAACUAAUCAAACGAACUUUACAGACCUUUAAUUCAAUUAGUUUCAGUUAGUGCACUCGCCAAGCGAGUCUGCCGGUGUCUGUAAUUUCACAACCACGCUUUCUUAUUUUAAAGCUUUUUUAUCUUUUAAGCAGCACUAGGAGAGACCUACCCAGCAGAGAGUGACUGUGGAAAAAACAAUGCAGGUGAUUGUGCACGAAGCUAAAAAAAAA
Molecule: messenger RNA, 4614 nt
Organism: Struthio camelus australis
Lineage: Eukaryota; Metazoa; Chordata; Aves; Struthioniformes; Struthionidae
Gene: SLC25A44
Product: solute carrier family 25 member 44
Biological process (GO): branched-chain amino acid transport; branched-chain amino acid catabolic process
Cellular component (GO): mitochondrion
Molecular function (GO): branched-chain amino acid transmembrane transporter activity
Source: RefSeq, a predicted model, not a curated record